Benincasa hispida (wax gourd) is the source of this 1317-nucleotide messenger RNA. It is a transcript of the gene HEMD, whose product is annotated as uroporphyrinogen-III synthase family protein. Gene Ontology annotation, molecular function: uroporphyrinogen-III synthase activity. NCBI's taxonomy places the organism in Eukaryota, Viridiplantae, Streptophyta, Magnoliopsida, Cucurbitales, Cucurbitaceae. Gene Ontology annotation, biological process: uroporphyrinogen III biosynthetic process. The record is from RefSeq and is a predicted model, not a curated record. Gene Ontology annotation, cellular component: chloroplast.
GAGUUUUGUUAUGUUAACAUCUGGCCUGACCCUCUCAGUUUUUCAUCUCCGCUCAACACGUUUCCCCAUGGCUCCAAUUUCUCUCUCUUCUUUCUCUCAUCCGGCUUCAGUUGUUCCUUCGCCUUGUCUGCAACUUUACCGGCGAAUCUUACUUCCCCGUAGAACUCCAACUCUUGUUUGUUCUUCCUCCACUUCGAUUACGUCUUCCUCAAUUUCGGCGCCGGAAGUAGUGGUUACAAGAGAGCGCGGCAAGAACGGGAAGCUCGUUAAUGCUCUGGCAAGGCAUGGAAUAAACUGUUUGGAACUUCCCCUCAUUCAACACAGACAAGGACCUGACUUGAAUAGGCUACACUCUGUACUUAGUGAUUCUGUAUUUGACUGGAUUGUCAUAACUUCCCCUGAAGCUGGCUUGGUGUUCUUAGAGGCAUGGAAGGCCGCUGGAAUGCCAAAAGUUAGAAUAGGUGUUGUCGGAGCUGGUACAGCUAACAUUUUUGAGGAAGUGUUGCAAUCAUCAAAACUACUUGAAGUGGCAUUUGCACCCUCAAAAGCAAUAGGCAAGGUCUUGGCUUCUGAGCUUCCAAAGUUAGGAAAUGCAAGGUGCAGUGUCUUGUAUCCUGCUUCUACUAAAGCAAGCAAUGAUAUUGAGGAAUGCCUUUCAAAUCGUGGAUUUGAGGUCAUGAGGCUUAACACCUACACCACGGCACCUGUUGAUUACGUUGAUCAAACCAUUCUCGAGCAAGCAAGGUCAUUGCCUGUUGUCACAGUGGCUUCCCCUUCUGCAGUUCGCGCGUGGGUCAAUCUUAUUUCAGAGCCAAAGGAGUGGGAAAAAUCACUUGCCUGUAUUGGGGAAACAACUGCAGCAGCAGCGAAAAGAUUAGGAUUGAAAAACAUUUACUACCCUAAGAAUCCUGGCUUGGAAGGGUGGGUUGAUAGUAUAUUGGAAGCACUAAGAUCAGAAGCUCAAGUGGUUGGUCACUUUUCAGACUAGCAAAUAUUUGAAGUUGUGAAUUAAAGCAUCUCAUCAUCAUGGAAUGAUCACCCGUCCAUUUGCCCGAGUAUUUAUUCGAGGUUAGGCGAAUGGAACUUUUCUAUUCCAGUAGUCCUACGUACAUUCAUCCCACAGUUUGUUGGCUUUGGUAUUAGAUAAUUAGUGCCCAUUGAUCUAUUUUCUUUAUUGUUCUUUUAGUUAAACAUGUAGGGUGAGAGACUUAAACCUUGACCUCUUGGUCGAUGACACGUUAUUGAACUAGUUGAGUUAUGUUCGGUUGACUUUUAUUUUAUUUUAAUAGAAUGUAAAUUCAGCUCCAUUAUCCCAAA